AAAGUAACGAGAUAUCUUUCGGGUGGACAUAAAACAUGUUCUUGAGAGAUAUACUGGCCAGAGAUAUACAUUGCAACGAUUACUAUAGGAAGACAACAGAUGGUAGACUUCCAGUCAAAUGGAUGGCACCAGAGGCACUCUUCCAUAGAGUCUAUACGACUAAAUCUGACGUUUGGUCGUAUGGUAUUCUGCUCUGGGAGAUAAUGACUCUUGGAGGAACGCCGUACCCUGCAGUCCCAAGCGUGGAAAAACUAUUCCAGCUACUGAGGAACGGUCACAGAAUGGAGAAACCACCCUGUUGCUCUCUUGAAAUUUAUCUUCUGAAGAGACCGACCUUUUCUGAACUAGUCGAUGACUUGGAUCGAAUUUUGACAUUCACAGCUAAUGAGGAGUAUAUCGACCUAGGGUUACCACAGUUAGAUACCCCUUCCAUCUAGUCAAGAAUCUAGUUAUUGUUUAUUGUUGUUAAUCAGGACACAUACAGGUAAUUAAAUACCCAAAAAAUUGCCACAAUU
Coccinella septempunctata (seven-spotted ladybird) is the source of this 515-nucleotide messenger RNA. RefSeq names its product fibroblast growth factor receptor 3-like. NCBI's taxonomy places the organism in Eukaryota, Metazoa, Arthropoda, Insecta, Coleoptera, Coccinellidae. Gene Ontology annotation, biological process: positive regulation of kinase activity; multicellular organism development; cell surface receptor protein tyrosine kinase signaling pathway. Gene Ontology annotation, molecular function: ATP binding; transmembrane receptor protein tyrosine kinase activity. Gene Ontology annotation, cellular component: signaling receptor complex. The record is from RefSeq and is a predicted model, not a curated record.